AUGGUACUCGCAGAACUGCAUUUGGUUAUUGUCCACACUGAUCAAUCCUUUAUUUUCUCGGGUAACAUCUCCCUCCGUCACCUAAUCCGCUCUACUCCUUCUUCACUUUCCUCCAAUGCUGUUUCUCAUCUCGAACACGCAGGUAUCACCCAGCUCCAUCAUCUCGCAUCGUGGACUCUCAACUCUGACUACCCUACCCUACCUCCCUCUUGGUCCCUUACUAUACAUCCCAAUCUCUUUCCCCUCCUCCGUUUCACCCCGGCUGCCUCCGACUGGCCGGAUAUUCAACACUGGAUUGCCUCGCUCACGCUCCACGAUCUCACCACUGCACCACUUACUUCGGCUGCAACACCGCUUCCGACUUUAGUAGGUACGGGAAGUUCUGGCAUUGUAUUGUACAAUGCCCGCGACACAAGAAUUGGAAGUUCUGGCAUUCGUCCCCACAACGCUCGUGUUCCUGGGAGCUCUGGUGACACUUGUGUCGCCCGUGAUUGGAUGCUUACCCUACCCCGUGAUUUUCGACGCGCUCUCGCUGAGCACGUCCUCCACACUCUCACACUUGUUUCCUCCCAACCCCCUUCACAUUUUGCACUUCCUAUGUUCGCUUCUGAUGGUUCCCUCAUCCUCGCCGCACCCUCAUUCCGUCAAUUUCGUUCUGCCGUCUUUGCCGCAGCUCGUCCCACCUCCACUACCGUCUGCUCCCUCGCCUCCUUCCACAAUGGCGCUUCUAUCCUUCAUGCCGAAGUCUACGGUCUCGUCGCGGCGUCCUUGCAGGCAUCCACACCAUCCUCACUUCCUCCUUCACCUUCCGCUCCGCUUUACACCGAUCACCUCAACUCCACCCGUAUAAUUAAUGACUCCCUUUCCACAUCUUUUCAAUCCCUUCCCAAUCGUUGGUCCUCCCUCCCCGCGCGCUCAUUGUACCAAUGGCUCCGUCAGAUCCUCACAUCCUCAUCCUCUUCCCCCCUUCCUGUGCAAAUGCGUUCGUCGACCAGCUUGCAAGUCACUCUCACUUUCAGCCACUUCCAUCUACUCCAAUCCCUACCUUUACUAUGGAUGACUAUACACUAUUCUCGCACACCGAUGGCUACAUUGAAUCCGAUCUUUCUACCUACAUCUCCUGCACCCUUAUAG
Molecule: messenger RNA, 1134 nt
Organism: Sparassis crispa
Lineage: Eukaryota; Fungi; Basidiomycota; Agaricomycetes; Polyporales; Sparassidaceae
Exons: 1
Coding region: 1-1134 (377 amino acids)
Source: RefSeq, a predicted model, not a curated record